AUGAGCAACAAGCCACAUCACAUACCGGAGAAGUUCUUGACGCCCGUGUUUCAUUCUCUGGAUCACCAUUGGACCCUCGUCUUUGUCAGCAAAGAGGGUGAGGGUUCCAACAAAGCAUAUGUCAGAGCCCAGCAUUACGAUCCUACACCCAACACCCGCCACGAUGACAAUAUCAAAAAAAAGCUUCAGAAUUGGAUGGAGCUGCACUAUGGGAAAGGAAUGGAGUUGAAGUUUGAGCUGAUUUCUGGUCCUGUCCAUACCCCUGAACAACGUUCUUUGAGCGGGCAAUUCGUUGUCAUGGCGGCGAAUGAGAUUGCCAGAUUUGAGAAGAUCGUAUCAAAGCCCGAGAAAUGGAAUUAUGAGCCAAAAUCAUUUAUCAUGGGCCUUUUGGAUGGUGAGCACGUGGCUACCAGACAACUGAGUCAAGAGUCGUCGCUGUUUGUCCCGGAUGACACUCCAGUCAAGCAAAUAAAGACAUCGACUCCCACCACGCCUGCUCCCCGGCCCAAGACGUCCUCUUCCAAGAAGAAGAGGCUUGAGAUCCCUCCUUUUAAGAAUGACUGUUUAACUCCUAAAACGCGUACGCCAGCGCCACAGUCUCCUCUAGAGAGUCGCAAGCGUAUCACCGCAUCGCCUGCGACUAGGCGGAUGGCUACAGAUAUCAAGGCCAAGAUAGGCUCCCCAACGCCGUAUAAACGUGUCAACGAUGCACGCCACAGUUCAGAGCCUGACUCGAAGCGACGCCGGGUUGAGGUCGACGUUGGCGACAGAACGAGGGAGAUUGUCUCAUAUCUCUGUGAUCAGGAGCUUCCAAUGGAGGCUACUUCAGCAGAAGAAAGCGACAAGCGUAUCGCAGAGCUCCGUAACUGUGAAAAGAGGUAUGAGGAGGAGAACGAGGCUUUGAAUCAUAGCAACGCGCAAUAUGCGCUGCAUGAGAAUAAGUUCGACAGCGUUUCCAAAGAGUAUGAUUUGCUCCAAGCUGAAAUCGACGAGCAGGAGAGAGCGAUAGGGGCGGCGAUGGAGACAUACAACACCCAGAUCCCUGGAGUCAGAACCGCCUGGCAAGACAAAAUGCUGGCUGCGAUGCGCGGUGUUUUGGAGCCUGAGAAGGGAAAUCUCGAGACCAAGUCGGUCGAGAAGCGUCAAAUAAAUGAGACUCUCAAGUCAGCGGGCGAGGAGCUUCUGGCGCGACAAGGCCAAGUCGCUGUGGCCAUGCAAGAGAAGUUGUCGGCGGAUUAUGAGGCCCAAAAGGCUGCUGAGUGGGAGGAGAUGAAUGCCAUCUUACGUGAUGCCGCGAGGAACUUGAAGGAGUGUAGAGACCGUUUGAAGAAGUCUGUAGAGACUGGGGAUUGGGUGUCGGGUUUUGAAGAGAGACGACGUCAGAGACGAAAUGAAGAAGCUGUCGUUGUUAAUUAUGGGAGCGAUAUAUGA
Molecule: messenger RNA, 1431 nt
Organism: Fusarium graminearum PH-1
Lineage: Eukaryota; Fungi; Ascomycota; Sordariomycetes; Hypocreales; Nectriaceae
Exons: 2
Coding region: 1-1431 (476 amino acids)
Source: RefSeq, a predicted model, not a curated record